Vicia faba (fava bean) is the source of this 486-nucleotide messenger RNA. Lineage: Eukaryota; Viridiplantae; Streptophyta; Magnoliopsida; Fabales; Fabaceae. The record is from the annotation of a GenBank genome assembly.
AUGAAGGGAUCAAGUUCAAAAGAAGAAGUAACAAGUGAUGACGCCAAGAUUUAUAUCAAAGAAAUAAAGGAUGCAUUUAAAGAUGAGAAGCACAAGUUUAAUGAGUUUUUAAAGACCAUGAAAGAUAUCAAGAAAAAAAGAGCUGAGAUAGCGUGUAUGCUGGCAAGAGUGAAGGAAUUGUUUGAAGGACAUAGAGAAUUGUUAUUAAAAUUUAAUACCUAUUUGUCAGAUGAAUUUGAAAUCGCACCUUCGACAGAGAAGUCAGAAGUGAAGAAACCAGAAGUAAAUAUAGAAUAUGCUAGAAAAUAUUUAGAGAAAGUGAAGACUCAAUUUCAAGAUGAUCCUAAUGUUUACCAAUCCUUUCUAGCUAUACUGAAUAUGUAUAGAAAAAAAGAAAAGAGUAGCGAGGAGGUUUUACAAAUGGUUAUUUCACUUUUUAAAGACCAAUCUGAUCUUGUUGAAGGGUUUAUUCAGUUUCUUCCAUGA